Messenger RNA from Drosophila gunungcola (fruit fly), 814 nucleotides. Its product is annotated as RNA-binding motif protein, X-linked 2. Bases 172 to 723 code for a protein of 183 amino acids. The record is from RefSeq and is a predicted model, not a curated record. The transcript has a single exon. NCBI's taxonomy places the organism in Eukaryota, Metazoa, Arthropoda, Insecta, Diptera, Drosophilidae.
AUUUGAGUGUUCAAGUGAAGCAGCAGCAAUACAUACAACAGUACCGGCAGCAAUUCCAGUAGUUCCCGCAGCAACAGUUGCAGCAGUUAAAUCCAGUCCAGCAGCAGCAGUAAAUCAAAAACAAGGUGUUAAGUGAAUUUCUUAUCGAGUCAGGUGUAAGCUAGUGCAAAAAUGUUGCAAUCUGAUAACGCGGCACGUGAGCAAACUGCGGCAAACCCGGUGCCCAAGGCUUGUCAAGGUUGCCGCGGCCAAGUGCCACGUGCCACGCCCGUAGAAGUGGAGGACAUGGCCACCCCGUCGCUGGAAAAGCUCAUCCGCAAGGCCAAUGUGGCCCAGAAAAUGCUGAACGAUGUGAUGAAGCAAAUCCAGAAGCAGCAGCAGGAAUCUCAGGUGUCCGCCAAGGAACCAAAGCCAAAGCACCUAACAUCCGAUGGAGGUAAAAAACCACACAGGGGACGCAAACAUGGUCACCACUCUAGCUCAUCUUCCAGUUCCAGUUCUGGCCACAGUGACUGCGAGCUGAUUCUCGCCGAGAAGGGGGAGAUCAUGCCCAGGAGGAGGCACAUUCGCGAGGAUCGCAGGCGGGAUCGCUCCAGGUCCCGCGGUCGUUCCCGUGGCCACUCGCGUGGUCGUUCUCAUGGGCGUUCUCGUUCCAGGUCCUACACCGAUUCCCGGCGAUCCCGAGCACUGCCCCUGGCUCUGCCCGUUCGCAUUUCAGUGUGAGUAUCUGUCUUCAUUCAGUAUUAUUCAAUAUCCUAUUAUCCAUUAAGUCGGCACAAGAACAAAAACCCAAAAAAAAAAAAAAAAUAAAAGA